AUGGCGUCCCUAGGGACAUCCACGGGGGCGCCGAGGGCCCCCGAGGAGCCAUGGCCGCUUCCCCGGUGUUUCCCGGAGCGGCUGGCCGAGGCUCGUGCUGCGGCGUCGACGCUGCGCCCGUGUGUGCUUCUAACCACGGGGGCCAUGAAUCCGCCUCACAAGGGGCAUGCGCAGCUUCUACGACAAGCCGCGGACAGGCUUCACAGAGAAGGCUACUGCGUGCUUGGGGCAUGGAUGUCCCCGUCACAUGACGACUACGUGGGCCCCAAGGCUUGCCGCCUGGGAACCCUGCACCUCAGCAGUGGGCUCCGGCUGAAGCUGGCACACUUGAUGGUGAGUGAGGACGACCUGGUGGCCGUGGGAAGCUGGGAAGCAAACGUCACUGGACGAUGGCCUGACUUCCCAGAGGUGGCCGUCGAACUUGAGAAAAAGAUGCAGGAGCAGAUUGCAGACCCAGAAAGUUUGGGUUCCAUGCCGCGCGUGUUCUAUGCCUGCGGCACAGACCAUGCCAAGCGCUGCGGUCUCUACCAGGGCUUCGGCCGCUUUGGCGGAGAUGCGGAGAACGUGGGGGUCGUCGUGGUCCCGCGCGAGGGCGAGGUUCCGCAGCCGGAGAGCCCGGGGAAGUUCGUCUUCGUGGCCUCGGCAGCUCCUGGGGAUGUGGCAAGCUUCAGCUCUACGAAAAUCCGCGAAUCAUUCAAGAUCGACGGGCACACGGCACAUGAACAUGAAUACCUCUGCCAUGCCAUCUGCAAGGAAGCGGCUGAUUUCAUUUUGAGCCCCAGCGAGGAACAGCGAGCGGUGUUCAAUGAAGACUUCAAGCAUCUGGAAGAGCAGCUGAGCGCGUCCGGCUAG
Messenger RNA from Symbiodinium natans, 852 nucleotides. The record is from the annotation of a GenBank genome assembly. Lineage: Eukaryota; Dinophyceae; Suessiales; Symbiodiniaceae.